UUUUACAUAUUAAACUAUUUAAUCUAUUGAUAUACAAGAAUACAAUUUUUCUACAGCUCACCAAUGAACGUUAGUUACUGUUUGUAAAGUACUUUAAUUCAAGACUAGAUCACUGGAAGAGUAAAUUAAUUUAUUCGCAAGUUUUAAGUUUUGGUUGUUUAUUUUCGUGAUUUCUACAUUAAUGGAUCAAAUACAGGCAACAACGAAUCUACCUCACAUAGUUCAAGUAUAUCCGUCUGUAUCUAUCCAUCCAUCGUUGCAAACGGGACAAGGGAAGGUCACAUACCAACAAACAAUAACAUCGGAAUCCUUACAUAUACCGGUUUCGUCAGUACAACAUGAGAUAACGAACCAUCAGAUACUGCAGAAUCAAACGAUGAUGUCGUGUCAGCAAAUACAUUUGCAGGGUAUGCAGCAAUUGCCACAGAUAAUACAAAAUGAUAUGAACUCAAUGCAGAUAACUUCACAUGUGAUAUUACCGCAAGUGCCAGUAUACAAGCAGCAUGUUCUUACAAAUGGUGUUCAACAAUCAUUCUACGGCCAGUAUGAAGCAUACAUUAAGGACCAAAACUGUGUUAUCACUAAAGUAGAAGUUGAAGUGCCAAUUAUAAAUGAGAAUACUGAGUGCAAAGAAAGUCAAGCAGUUAAGGAAGAGACUGUAAAGAAAAAAUCACGUAGCAUAGUCCCGAACCCUAGUAAAUGGGCUUGUAAUGUCCGCAAAUUAAAACAUGAAAAAGGUGAAGCUUAUAUCAGUAGAAGAGGUAAAUAUGUCCCAGAGAGGUGCGUUAAAAAUACAAAAGAUUGCUUAAAAUCAUGUAAAUUUAAAUGCAACGAAAGAAUCAAUGAUGUCGACCGACAACAUUUAUUUAAAGCAUUUUAUUCGCUAAAUACGAAUGAAAAGAAACAUUUUUUGUUAAAUACAACAGAAAGGAAUAAUGUCAAACAUAGUAAAUCUAUAGACACGAAACGCAAGUAUUAUUUUAAAUAUUUCUUCCUAGUUAGAGGUGUUAGGUAUACGGUUUGCAAAGAUUUCUACUUAGGUACUUUAGCUAUAUCUCAAAAGCGUGUAUAUAAUGUGCAUUCCGGUAAAAGUGACAUGAAUUUACCAAAACCUGACGGAAGAGGUCUAUCGGAAGCAAGUGCCCAUUCUUUACCUUCGGAAAUAAAGGAUAGAGUUAGAAAUCAUAUAUUGUCAUUUAGUACAGUCGAUGGAAAACCAAUUAAACAGUUUUCAAGAAAGAAACAGUAUCUAGAUUCCAGUUUAAGUAUAAAACAAAUGUAUACAUUGUAUUUUAAUCAGAAUAAAGAUGUUGUUUCGGUGAAAGAAUCGAUGUAUAGAAAAAUAUUUAAACAAGAAUUUAAUUUACAUUUCAAAAAGGAUAAAAAUCAACUUUGCUGUAGAUGUAAAGGGCCUAUUAAAAAGUAAAUUAAAAAUAAAUUGAGAUUUUAUAUUUAUUGAUGCAUGCUUAUAAUUCUCUAGUCAAUAUUUAGGAAU
Papilio polytes (common Mormon) is the source of this 1495-nucleotide messenger RNA. RefSeq lists its product as uncharacterized. The transcript is spliced from 2 exons. The coding region runs from base 182 to 1426 and encodes 414 amino acids. NCBI's taxonomy places the organism in Eukaryota, Metazoa, Arthropoda, Insecta, Lepidoptera, Papilionidae. The record is from RefSeq and is a predicted model, not a curated record.